This is a messenger RNA of Choloepus didactylus (southern two-toed sloth), 3318 nucleotides long. It is a transcript of the gene SLC13A1, whose product is annotated as solute carrier family 13 member 1. Gene Ontology annotation, cellular component: membrane. Gene Ontology annotation, biological process: monoatomic anion transmembrane transport. The record is from RefSeq and is a predicted model, not a curated record. The transcript is spliced from 16 exons. The coding region runs from base 4 to 1839 and encodes 611 amino acids. Gene Ontology annotation, molecular function: sodium:sulfate symporter activity. Lineage: Eukaryota; Metazoa; Chordata; Mammalia; Pilosa; Megalonychidae.
ACAAUGAAGUUUCUCAGUUACGUUUUGAUUUAUCGCCGGCUUCUCCUCAUUCUUUCCACUCUGUUGCUUUUACUACCGCUGCCUAUCAUCCUCCACAGCAAGGAAGCACAAUGUGCUUACAUACUCUUCGUUGUUGCCAUAUUUUGGCUCACGGAAGCUUUGCCUCUGUCGGUAACGGCUUUGCUGCCUGGCUUGAUGUUCCCUUUGCUUGGGAUCAUGCCUUCUAGUCAGGUGGCAUCUGUUUAUUUCAAAGAUUUUCACUUACUGCUAAUUGGAGUCAUCUGUUUAGCAACAUCAAUAGAAAAAUGGAAUUUACACAAGAGGAUUGCUCUGAGAAUGGUGAUGAUGGUGGGUGUGAACCCGGCAUGGCUGACGUUGGGGUUCAUGCUCAGCACUGCCUUCUUAUCCAUGUGGCUUAGCAACACUUCUACUGCUGCCAUGGUGAUGCCUAUCGCGGAUGCUGUGGCGCAACAGAUCAUCAAGGCUGAAGCAGAGGUCGAGGCCAUUCAGAUGACUUCUUUCGGUGGAUCUACCAACCAUGGCCUGGAAAUCAAUGAAAGUGUUAAUGGAGGACAUGAAACAAAUGAGUGGAAAGAAAAAACAAGUCCAGCUCUAGGAUAUAGUAAUGAUGCAGGGAAAGUUCCAAACAAGACGGAGCUGGAAAAGGAUGACCAGAAUCAGACCAACAGAACUGGUUUACAUACGUCACAGAACUCAGUUACAGGAGCCAAAUAUCGAACAAAGAAGGACCACAUGAUAUGUAAACUUAUGUGCUUGUGCAUUACUUACUCUUCUACCAUGGGUGGACUGACCACAAUCACUGGCACUUCCACCAACUUGAUCUUCACUGAACAUUUCAAUAUGCGCUACCCUGAUUGCCAGUGCAUCAACUUUGGAUCAUGGUUUAUGCUUUCCUUUCCUGCUGCUAUUAUCAUUCUAUUCUUGUCCUGGGUUUGGCUUCAGUGGCUUUUCUUGGGAUUCAAUUUUAAGGAGAUGUUCAAGUGUGGCAAAACCAAAACAGUCAAAGAAAAAGCCUGUGCUGCAGUGAUUAAGCAAGAAUACCAAAAACUUGGACCAAUAAGGUAUCAAGAAAUUGUGACACUGGUCCUCUUCAUUGUAAUGGUCCUGCUAUGGUUUAGCAGAAAUCCUGGAUUUGUUUCUGGUUGGUCUGUGCUUUUCUCAGAGUACCCAGGUUUUGCUACUGAUUCAACUGUUGCCUUAACUAUAGGACUCCUAUUUUUUCUUAUACCAGCUAAGAGAUUGACAAAAACGACAUCCACAGGAGAAACUGUUGCUUUUGAUUACUCUCCACUGAUUACUUGGAAAGAAUUCCAGUCAUUCAUGCCCUGGGAUAUAGCCAUUCUUGUCGGUGGAGGAUUUGCCCUGGCAGAUGGCUGUGAGGAGUCAGGACUAUCUAAGUGGAUAGGAAAUAAAUUGUCUCCUUUAGGUUCAUUACCACUGUGGCUAAUAGUUCUGAUAUCUUCUUUGAUCGUCACAUCUUUAACAGAAGUAGCCAGCAAUCCAGCUACCAUUACCCUCCUUCUUCCAAUAUUAUCUCCAUUGGCUGAAGCCAUUCAGGUGAACCCUCUUUAUAUUUUGUUACCUACUACUCUGUGUACUUCAUUCGCAUUCCUCCUACCAGUUGCGAAUCCACCCAACGCUAUUGUUUUUUCAUAUGGCCAUCUGAAAGUCAUUGACAUGGUUAAAGCUGGACUUGGGGUUAAUAUCAUAGGUGUUGCUGUGGUGAUGCUGGGUCUGUUCACCUGGAUUGUGCCCAUGUUUGACCUCUACACUUACCCUUCUUGGGCACCUCCACUUAGUAAUAUGACCAUGCCAUGACCAGCAUGAAUGUUCUGACUCUCCUGCAGUGAGUUUUGCAUACCAUUAAGAAUUCACCAUAAAAUUUGGCUCCAGAAAACUGACAACACAUUCAAAUCAGUCCUGGCAUAACUACUGUGGCUCCAGUGAAUACCCCAAACCUGCUGCCAUAACUCCGCGUCUACAUUUCCUAUGAGAUGCAACCAAAGAGCAUUUAUUUAUAAUUUGAUCUUCAAAGAGAUUAGGUUACUUGCUACAUCAUACACUUUGGGUUGAGUGUAACAUUUCAAACUCCAAUUUAUUAUGUCAUAAACUUCCCAUGAAGCUAGAAAUAGAAAAUAAAAUAUACAAGUUAAUUAGGUAUUUGGAUACAUCAUUUUUGCAGUGUUUUUCAAAGGGCAUUUGCUGAAAAACCAAAUCUAUGGUCAUCUGGUGGUGCACAUAAAAUAAUCAAUUUAAAUGAAAUGUGCAUUCUCUCACUUAAAAAAUCCAAAUUAGAUUGUUCUUAAUAUGUACAUAUGAUAUGAAAAUUGAAAUAUAAACAAAAGUUCCAGAAUUAUAGCUGAACUCACUAAACAACAGAAAAGCCACAGAAAAGGAUUCAUUUUUCCUUGACCAUAUGGUUAGAUUAAUUUAAUUUAUACCUUUUUGAGCUCAGUGCACUGAGAAAUGCAUUUUGUAAAGUUACUGAUAGGGCUUGCUAUGUUUUGGACUAUUAGCACAGUAUAGUUGGAAAGGAAAGCUAAACACUGUAAAACUAUUAACACAUUUUUGUAUAACAACUUUGCUGAAAUCUUUAUUUUAGAAAUACAUGUAUUUCUGUUAUAUAAAUGUUAUAUGAAAAAGAGGAGAUGUAGAAAAUUUAAGUGAAUUGUCACUGUGUAUACGGACAUAGAAAAAAGUCACAUAAUUCCACUAUAUCAAAACUGAAAUAAAAUACCAAAGAGAAAAUAAAGAAUAAAAAAUUAAAACUGUUGGUAUAUUUACUAAAAGGAAAAAAAAAAUUAUUAUGGGCAAAACACAAUGAAAAAAAAAAUACUGAGCAUUCAAAUAAAAGCAGGAUGAGAAUACUCUCCUAGCACUCAGGAUGUGAAAAAGAUUAAGGUCUACUGGCAUUCAAAAAUUAGAAUAAAGGAAAAAAAUAACAAUCAAAACAAAAUAAUGUGCACAGUUAGUAAAAGAUGGAGAACAUAGCAGUCCUCAUGUUAAAAAUAAAAUGGAAAGCAAGAUUUAAGAAACACCGUUGUUAUUUUUAAUCUUCUCUGGCAUAUUUGCAGAAGUUACCAGACUGGAUUUUUUCUUUUUGCAACUAAGAUUAUUUAUAAAAUUAUUUUGAAAUUAAAUGUAGUACACUUUUUAAAAAUUAACAUAUUUCUAAAAAACUGUGUACAUGAUGAUUUGCCCAUAUUCAUUAUUUGUCUAUGUUAAUCAAUCAAUACAAAAUUAAGCAUUUUUCAAAGAAAAAUUUGUCUAUUCUUAACUUUUAAAAUAUAAAAUUUC